Molecule: messenger RNA, 4665 nt
Organism: Falco peregrinus (peregrine falcon)
Lineage: Eukaryota; Metazoa; Chordata; Aves; Falconiformes; Falconidae
Gene: SYT4
Product: synaptotagmin 4
Exons: 4
Coding region: 199-1476 (425 amino acids)
Biological process (GO): cellular response to calcium ion; regulation of dopamine secretion; regulation of calcium ion-dependent exocytosis
Cellular component (GO): membrane; synapse; axon
Molecular function (GO): phosphatidylserine binding; calcium-dependent phospholipid binding; clathrin binding
Source: RefSeq, a predicted model, not a curated record
UGGAAAAGACUGCUGCCCGAGGGCUGCGAGAGCGGAGAGCCGGGGCACAGCAGAGCAGAGCGUUCAGCACCCCGGGCAGCUCUCUUGGCACCCGUGGAGGCGGUUCCCGCACCGCGGACUGCCGCUCCAGCACCGCGGACAGCGGCUCCAGCACCGCGGACAGCGGCUCCAGCACCGCGGACAGCGCACGCCGCCAACAUGGCUCCGAUCGCCGCCAGCCGCCAGCAGUUCGAUGAAAUUCCUACAGUGGUUGGGAUCUUUAGUGCAUUUGGCCUUGUCUUCUCUGUCUCCCUUUUUGCUUGGAUAUGCUGCCAACGUAAAUCUUCCAAAUCAAAUAAGACCCCUCCAUAUAAAUUUGUCCAUGUUCUGAAGGGGGUUGAUAUUUACCCUGAGAAUCUCAACAGUAAGAAGAAGUUUGGCGCAGAUGAUAAAAGCGAAACAAAGAACAAAUCAGCGAUGCCGAAGAAUUCUCUCCAUCUUGACCUAGAGAAGAGAGACCUAAAUGGCAACUUCCCCAAAGCAACCCCCAAAAUCCAGAGCUCUCCAGAUGUUGAAAAUUUGUCUCCUAAGCGCUUUGCAGAAAGAAAGAAAGAUUCAUUAUCUCCUGACAGUUUAAAAUCCAUCACUUCCCUGUCAUCUGAAGAUAAACAAGACAAGCUAGGAACUCUCUUUUUCUCCUUAGAGUACAACUUUGAGAAAAAGGCAUUUGUAGUGAACAUCAAAGAAGCACGUGGGCUGCCAGCAAUGGAUGAACAGUCAAUGACCUCUGAUCCCUACAUCAAAAUGACAAUCCUGCCUGAGAAAAAGCACAAGGUGAAAACCAGAGUGCUGAGAAAAACCUUAGAUCCAGCUUUCGAUGAGACCUUCACGUUUUAUGGGAUCCCCUAUAGCCAAAUUCAAGACUUAACACUUCACUUUAUGAUCUUGAGCUUUGACAGGUUUUCCAGAGAUGACAUCAUUGGAGAAAUCCUCAUUCCCCUCGCAGGAAUUGAACUGUCAGAAGGAAGGCUGCUAAUGGACAGAGAGAUCAUCAAAAGAAAUGUUAGGAAAUCAUCUGGGCGUGGAGAAUUACUGAUCUCUCUCUGUUAUCAGUCUACAACAAACACGCUCACUGUGGUUGUUUUAAAAGCCAGGCAUCUACCUAAGUCUGAUGUGUCAGGAUUAUCAGACCCUUAUGUCAAAGUGAACCUGUACCAUGCUAAGAAGAGAAUUUCUAAAAAGAAAACCCAUGUGAAGAAAUGCACCCCCAAUGCAGUGUUCAAUGAAUUGUUUGUCUUUGACAUUCCUUGUGAGGGCCUUGAUGAUAUCAGCAUUGAAUUUUUGGUUUUAGAUUCAGACAGGGGGUCAAGGAAUGAGGUCAUUGGUCGGUUAACCUUGGGAUCUUCAGCAGAAGGAACAGCUGGAGAGCACUGGAAAGAAAUUUGUGAAUAUCCUAGGAGACAAAUUGCCAAAUGGCAUAUGUUGUGUGAUGGUUAGCAGCUUAGAGAGGGGUUGGAACUUGAAUAACUAUAUAUAUUUCCAUAGGCAAGGAGCAGUUUUUUUCUUUGCUAUUUAAAAUUACAGGCUUGUAACUACAAGACUUUUUUUUGGGGGGGUCAGGGAAUAAAAACUAGAUUGAAUUACCAGAAGAGAAGGUAAACUAAAUUUUUUACAGCAAAUGAAGGAAUUUCUGUUUCAUUAGACUUUAACAUAAUUGGAUCAGAUUCAUAUUCUUAUGGAGUUUAAAUAACCUGAAACUUCUGAAGCACUAUAAACUUCAAUAAGAGCAGAUGAUGUUUUAUGAAAAAAAAAAACAACAAAACACCAAAAACCAGUAAACCUCAUUAAAACAUAUCAUUAGAUCUAAAAGAACUCACCUUUGGCUUAUUGGGGAAGGAGCUGAGUCUGUAAAAGCCAUGGGGAUUGUGGGUGAGUAGGAGGGGAAUUCCUUCUGCCCCUCCAUCAAAAGCCUUCUUUUAUGAAAAUUCAAUCAUUAUUUGUACGUUUUUGUUACUUAUACUUUGAUCAUCCCAAAGACUGAAGAGAUUUUCAGCAAUUUGCUUUACAUAUCACAUCGUGUGUAACUAGUUGUUUUAUGUGUGGAAAUAUUGUAUAAUUACUUACACCUGGAUUUUUUAAUAUGUACAUAUAUAACUUGUUUUAUUACAGUGACCAAAAUAGAUACAUUCUACAAAUUGUUAAGCAAGUUAACAUACAUUGUUUUGUUAAAAGGGCUCCUUUACGGGUGACUGUACAUGUUACAGUAUAGUUAGAAUUUGGGAUUAGAUAUGGCUUGCAUUUUUUUUCCUUUAGCAAGGAUUACACUUUAAGCAUUUCAAGCCAUGGGAAAGCAUUUCUGUUGAGGUGAGGUAACAUACAGGAUAUUGCAGUCAAUGACCUUUCACCAAUUAUAUUUUAAGCCAUUCAGUAAUACUUAAAAAGAAAAAAAAAAGUAAAAAAAAAAAAAGUAAAAAAAAAAAGCUGUUUCUUUUUUUGUUUCAUGAAAGAACAAACAAAAUUAGUGAGACAGAGAAUAAAACCUUAUUCUGCUGGUUAACUUCCUGAACUGUGACUAUUCCAUUACAGCCAGUAUGACUACUCCCGACAUACUGAGUUUAAUACGUUUUUAAACUUUUGCAGGAUAGGAAACCAAGCUUGCAUUAUAAUUCAUCCAAUAUUAUGUUAGACAAACUACUUGAAAAGUCCAUUUCACUUAGAUUAUAUGCUUUAAUGUUUAUUACUGAUCGUACUGAAAAUUGGUGGUGGUAAGGAAAAAUAACAUGGUGGUAAGGGAAAAUAAUUUCAUGUUAGUGUGACAUAUAUAGGUUUAAACUUAAAUCAUGCCAGGCUGGGGGAGUAUCAAGUGUAACAUAAACAAGUAUAUAAAUAAAGCAUUUAGACCUGUGAAACUGUUGGUCACAGCAGAAAGACUUUUAGGCUGUCAGAACUAUAGCACAACUACAAGCAGAUUCUUUCCUAAAGUUUGUACGCUGAUUUCUGAUACAGAAUUGUUUGCAAAUAUUACUCCUACAUCAUUUUCAAUUACUAUAUAUAAAGAAAAAUAUAAUGAUGUUAGUUGUUGACAUAAGAAGGAUUUAAAAAGUGGAAAACCAUUUCAGUAUUUUUACAUACAUCAUUUUGUCAUUUGUAAUCCCAUGGAAGUCAAUGAGACUAUUUGGGAAUUCAGAUAUUGCUCAAUGUGAAUAAAGGUAACAAUGGGCAUGCUGGGUAAACCCCUCAUACACUAGAUGUCAAAUUACUUUCAUUAAACAACAGAUCCAGGUCCUAUUCAAAACUGUUGGGGAUUUCUUGUCGACUUUACCUGUUCUCAUAUGGAUAAAUUAUGUUUGCAGUAAAGGACGCUGAAAUAUGAAAUAUGCAAGUAGACAAAUAGUACUGGGAGAAUUCCAUUGAGGCUCUUCCAGGUUUUGUGUCGGUAUUUUCUCCAGUUUUUGAGAAUGUGUUUGAUAUAACAGUGUUUAUAAAUUUCUGUAAAAAUACAUUUUCAAAAUAACAUAAACAUGCUUUUUAUGAUAAUGCUCAAUGUAAAAAAAAAACCUGCGUAUUGUAUGUGUAAAGGAGAGGAAUCUUAUUUGUUUAUUUCUUAAGAAAGCUGAUUAACUGCUUAAGGGCUAGAGUUUGCCAGCCACAUUCAAGCUGAGCAAAUCCAAAGCCACCAAGUUAAAGCAAAGAUGCCCACAGGCUUCAAUGGGGUUUGAAGUGCAAUCACAGAGCAAAACUCUUGUGAGUCAAUGCAGAAAUGUCAAUGGGACUAUGGAUAAGGGGAGACACUGAUCUGGUGGAGACUGGGAGAGUUUAAGUCAGUACCACCUGAUCAGAGUUGUUACAAUUUCUAGUAAAGAAAGAACAUUAUACUGUAAGCAAUUGCAUGAAAGAGAGUGUGACAGCUUGUAAUGAAAAAAAAAGAAAAGAAGGUUUGGUAUAUUAGCCUAUAGGUAGUACAUUGUCUCUAAAAAUCAGAUGACAGGAGUCAUCUGUCUCCAAUGGACACAAAUUCUGACAUUAGGAGAAAAAAAGAAUCCACCUUUUUGAAUUAAUGAUGGGCUGUGACCAUCUUUCAUUUUGCGUUCAACAAGUCGUCAUAAUUUUUUUUUUUUUUCCAAAUUUCUAUAGCAGCUUGAGGGUUGAUAUUUCUGCCAGCUAAAUGGCAGUUGUUGGUUGGGGUAGGGGGUAGGAAUGGGAAAGGGAAGCAAAGACAUUUUUAUUAAAUCUAAAAAGCCCCUGUAAAUAUUUUUUUAUUUUAAUUUAAAACAAUGAUUAGCUUGGAAAGUUGAGUAAAGACGACUUGUAACACAUCUGUAAACCAGACAAGGCAGGAGAGAAUGUAAACCUGUACCAAGAUGAGAAAUUCUGCUGUUUUAUAAAGUAUUCAAUGAUCAUUGUGAAUAUCUUGAACUCUGUUAAGGAUACUGUACUGUAUUAAACAUGUAAAAAAAUGUUGUUUGUCUAAGUAGCUUACAAAAAUAAUAACUCCUUGAAUGGGAGCCUAUCCAUGUCUGGAGAUCUGUCGUAACUAAAUACCUGAUUCGUUAUGGUGUUGUAACUUAAUAGAAGCUAUUUGAGAGGAAGCAUGGUGUAUGAGAUUUUGUAAGUUAUUUGUGCUGGUUCUGUAUGUUGUGCCAUGUGUGUAAGACAAGAAUAAACUGCUGCUUUUGUUCAUCCCAU